This is a messenger RNA of Neopsephotus bourkii (Bourke's parrot), 2304 nucleotides long. RefSeq names its product histone deacetylase 10 (gene HDAC10). Gene Ontology annotation, molecular function: histone deacetylase activity. Gene Ontology annotation, biological process: chromatin organization. Gene Ontology annotation, cellular component: histone deacetylase complex. Lineage: Eukaryota; Metazoa; Chordata; Aves; Psittaciformes; Psittacidae. The transcript has 21 exons. Bases 142 to 2196 code for a protein of 684 amino acids. The record is from RefSeq and is a predicted model, not a curated record.
GCCUCGGGGGUUUUGAAAGGCGAGAGAGUUUUGAACCCAGCAGACCCCUAUAACUGUGUCGUCGGUGGUGUAUAUAAGCCUGUUUUUCAACUUCGUGGCUUUAUAACUUUUCACAAGUAGCAGUUUCUCUUCACAUCAGCCAUGUCAGUGAUGGCUUCAGGAACAGCGCUGAUUUAUGAUGAGGAGAUGACCACUCACAAACUACUUUGGAGUGAUCCUGUUUGUGAUAUUGAAGUGCCAGAAAGGCUGUCCUCCUCCUAUAUGCAGCUUAAGCAUUACCAUUUGUUGGAAAGAUGUGUCCAUGUGCCUGCCAGAGAAGGAAGCGAGGAGGAGAUCCUGUUGGUUCACAGUUCAGAAUAUUUAGAAGUGGCAAAAAGCACCCAAACAAUGAAUGAAGAGGAACUGAAAAAAGUGUCUGGAAAUUAUGAUGCUUUCUUCUUUCAUCCGAACACUUACCGCUGUGCCAAGCUAGCGGUAGGAGCAACUUUGCAGCUGGUGGACGCUGUGAUGUCAGGAAAAGUGUGCAAUGGAAUGGCAUUAGUAAGACCUCCAGGUCACCACAGCCAGAGAAGUGCAGCUAAUGGGUUCUGUUUGUUCAACAAUGUUGCUAUUGCAGCAGAAUAUGCAAAACUGAAAUAUGGUCUGCACAGAAUCCUAAUUGUUGACUGGGAUGUGCAUCAUGGGCAAGGAACUCAGUAUAUAUUUGAAGAGGAUCCAAGUGUUUUGUAUUUUUCCUGGCAUCGUUAUGAACAUCAGGAAUUCUGGCCAUCGCUCAAAGAAUCUGAUUAUGAUGCUGUGGGUCGGGGAAAAGGAAAAGGUUUUAACAUAAAUUUGCCUUGGAAUAAGGUUGGGAUGGGAAAUGCAGAUUAUCUUGCUGCAUUCUUCCAUGUGUUGCUUCCAGUGGCUUUUGAGUUUGAUCCUGAACUGGUCAUUGUCUCUUCUGGAUAUGAUUCUGGAAUUGGUGACCCCGAAGGUCAGAUGAAUGCCACUCCUGAAGUUUUUGCCCACCUUACCCAUUUCCUGAUGCAGUUGGCUAACGGCAAGCUGUGUGUCAUCCUAGAGGGUGGAUACCAUUUAAAGUCAUUGUCUGAAUCCGUCUGCAUGACUGUAAGAACUUUGCUUGGAGAUCCUAUACCUCAAAUAACUGGAGAAAUGGCACCUUGCCUAAGUGCUGUUGAAUCUAUUCAAAAUGUGAGAGCAGCCCAUAAACCCUACUGGAAAUGGUUGAUGUAUGAAGAUGUAUCUUUUUUACAAAACGUGAGCACCAGAUCACACCUACUAACGAAAGCUGAUCCAAAUCCCUCCACAGAGCAUGAAUCUAAGAUAACUAACAAUAACGAAACUGUUGAAAUAGAAAGGUUUUUGGAACUGCACAUGAAAAACAUUCUAUUUCCAGUGCCUCCCAUCAAAACAGCAACAACAAUUGACUCUAAAGGGUCAGCACAUUUUCUCCCUGGACCUGUUCAUUUGGUGAAGGAAAUGGACAAAAGUGAAAUCAAAGCUCUUGUCAGUGGCUUUUACACAGACAUUGUGAAAGAGGACAAAACUCUGUUCUCUCUUGGCAGUGUGUUGGCUGUCCUAGAUAAAAUACUUAAGAAGGAGGUAUGCAGUGGAAUUGCAGUAUCCCCCACUGCUGUGUCUGUUGCUGUUGCACUAAGACAUUCUGUUCAGUUUGGAUUUCAAAGAGUGCUUUGUGUAUUUGUUGGAGACAUGCAAAUCAUACCAAAUACAGAAGAUGGAAAAAUACUCAUGGUACACAUUUGUGAGAAAGAACAGUUUGGAAAGCCCAGCUCCAAACACUAUAUUCCUCUAAGCUGGAAAGAGGAUGCCAAAGGAAAUGACUUAUUUUCUGCUGUACUUGGAGUAAUUCUUCCUGUAGCAUACAGUUAUCAACCAAACUUGACAGUAAUAGCUGUUGGACCAAACAGGAGCCUUGGAAUAAGUGGGAUUUCUCUGCUUUUUGCUUUGCUGCAAGGAUUAUCUGAGUCUCGCAUUUUUGCAGUUAUUGAGGAUACAGAGAUAAACUUAGUGCAAAGUGCAGCCAAAGCAUUAGUGGGUACUUCUACACCUCACUUUGGAGUUUUUGUACCUCCUACCCAGGAAAAAGUAAAACAAAUAAAAAUAUUAAGAGACCAAUUUCAGCAGGAAUGGAAAAUGCUUCAGUGUUCAGUGAAGGAUGGGAUUUCAAGAAAUUGACUUCAGAAUCAUUUUACACAGCAGAAGAAAAUGUGUUGCUGUUCAUGUUGCCUUUUAAAUCACCAGGAAAAGAGCUGGUCAAUCUCCAAACAGAGUGAGAGUCAUUCA